AAUUCACGAGUUCUCAUCACCUGUACCUUUCAAUUAGCAAAAAGCCCUUCACCUAAAGCAAUCCUUCCUCUUCCAGAAAUAUUUUUGUGUUCUCUCUCUAGCGUAGAUGGCACCGAAGGCAGAGAAGAAGCCGGCGGCGGAGAAAGUUCCGGCAGAGAAAGCUCCGGCGGAGAAGAAGCCCAAGGCCGGGAAGAAGCUCCCUAAGGAGGGUGGAGCUGCGGCGGCCGGAGAUAAGAAGAAGAAGAGGGUGAAGAAGUCGUCGGAGACCUACAAGAUCUACAUCUUCAAGGUGCUGAAGCAAGUUCAUCCUGAUAUUGGGAUCUCCAGCAAGGCCAUGGGCAUCAUGAACAGCUUCAUCAAUGAUAUCUUCGAGAAGCUCGCCCAAGAGGCAUCUCGCUUGGCCCGCUACAACAAGAAGCCGACCAUCACUUCCCGUGAGAUCCAGACCGCCGUGAGAUUGGUUCUUCCCGGCGAAUUGGCAAAGCACGCCGUCUCUGAAGGCACCAAAGCAGUCACCAAAUUUACAAGUUCUUAGAUGAAAUCUAAAAUCUGUGUUUUCUUUUGAUAUAAUCCGAACUAUUAGGGUUAAUAGCUGUAAAGUAGCUUUGAUUUGGGUUUAAUUUCGGAUUAUACGGUACUGUUAUCUACCAUCGACUAUCAAUCAAUCGAUCAGCAUUCUCAAUU
Ipomoea nil (Japanese morning glory) is the source of this 684-nucleotide messenger RNA. RefSeq names its product histone H2B-like. Lineage: Eukaryota; Viridiplantae; Streptophyta; Magnoliopsida; Solanales; Convolvulaceae. Gene Ontology annotation, cellular component: nucleosome. Gene Ontology annotation, molecular function: structural constituent of chromatin; DNA binding; protein heterodimerization activity. Gene Ontology annotation, biological process: nucleosome assembly. The transcript has a single exon. The record is from RefSeq and is a predicted model, not a curated record. Bases 107 to 535 code for a protein of 142 amino acids.